AUGAAAGGCGGUUUUCCAGUGAAAAUUAUAGAGAGGGGAUGACAGUUUAAAUGGUUUUUAUCCUAAUCCAUAUAUGUAAGGUAAAUCUACUCCUACUAGGAAUUAGUAGUAAUUUACAUCUCUAUAUAAAGACUUGGUCUCUUCUUUAUUUUUACGCAUAUCUUACGAGAGUUUGUCUUCCAGUUCCUUGUUUUACGAAUUAAUAUAGAUCUCUGAUUUUGUUGAUUUUGUUUUUUUUUUUCUUUAAGAAAAAUUCUUUCCGGAGUUCGCAUCGUUGUUGAUUAAAUUAAGUAUUCGGAUUUGUGGGUUGAAUUUGUAUUUUGGUUGAGAUCUAACAGAGGAUUAAGUCCAUGGAGGAUAGUCGGAAACAGCUGGAAUUGGAAGAGGCGGGUAUAGCUGGGCUUCCUAAUGCUAUGCUCGAUGUUGAUCAUGACUGUGCCAAGAAGGAUCAGUUCGUGAAGAAAAGGUAUAAAGCUUUUCUAUAUGAGCAACACUUGAAGGAGGAGGAGAAGAAGAAGAAGAAGAAGAAAUUCUGCAAACCAAACAAGAGUGAUGAAAAAGAUGAUGAUGAUGAUGAUGAGGAGUUUGAAGAUGCUUUGAAAGUGGACGAAGCUAAUAAUAAGGUUGAUGCGGGCAAGCAAAUUGAUUUUGUUAAGGUUAAGAAACCUGUUCCAGAGGAUAGUACUGCAGGGAUAUACUGUCUUCUUGACCUUGAUGUCAGUUGUGCAACUCUGUCUAUGCCUUAAGAUCUUCUCCCUUAUAUGGAUCCAAAUGAGCCAAUUAUAUGCUGUUAGGAAUAUUCACUUUGUAUUCUAAAUUCAUAAAGCAUAGUUAUAAUUGACUAGUUUUUUCUUUUGCAUGUUUCCUCUUUUGAAGUUUAACUCAAUGUAAUGUAUUUAUGAGUUUGUGAUCCAACGGCAAGUUAAU
Molecule: messenger RNA, 927 nt
Organism: Oldenlandia corymbosa var. corymbosa
Lineage: Eukaryota; Viridiplantae; Streptophyta; Magnoliopsida; Gentianales; Rubiaceae
Source: the annotation of a GenBank genome assembly